Messenger RNA from Exophiala oligosperma, 942 nucleotides. RefSeq lists its product as uncharacterized. The record is from RefSeq and is a predicted model, not a curated record. The transcript is spliced from 2 exons. Lineage: Eukaryota; Fungi; Ascomycota; Eurotiomycetes; Chaetothyriales; Herpotrichiellaceae. Bases 1 to 942 code for a protein of 313 amino acids.
AUGUUUGCCGCUGUGACUGGGAGAUUACCCCCGAGCGACGCGUCCGGGUUGAUGGUGCUCGAGGGGCCUUCUUCCGAAGAAUGGGCCUUGAUCAAGGGCAUGUUCAUCGAGUUACCCGAUGUCUUUUCACCUCCCGUCAAAGGGGACGAGCGAAUUCUUCUGACUCAGUCAUAUCUAGCCUGGAAUGUCUCGAGAUGGAAACCUCUUGGCUACGAUUGCCACAAGAAGGGACCCCAUUGUAGCCCACCAGACGGCUUGCCUGCUGCGUUCAACAAAUGCUUCUACGACGCCAUUCCCCUGCUAUUGACAAAACGUACAUCAGAAGCAUUUGAAAAAAUCAACCUCGCCUGCACUCUGGCGUCGCAAUGCCUCCAGGAUUAUCCCUAUUGGGUAUUUUUGCGUUUGCUACGACUCUAUGCGUACCCUCUUUGGGCACGGUUUGGGGAAGUUCGAAGCCACAUGGUAAGGUAUUUGCGACUGUUGGCUUCCCGCACUUUGCCCACGGGCCAUUCCUUGAACACCCUGCUCGACGUAUGGUCCGAAGCUGGCAUGGAGCCCUACAAAGACAGAUUGACUGCCCUUCUCCGACUCACCUCUGACCUUAUCGGACCCUCAAGUCGAUUGGAAGCUGGAGAGUGGGCCUGGGUACAAGACGAGAUCUGCUCGCUACACUAUCAACUGGGAGGCUUCAAUGAUGCUUUACGGAUUGCCGAGUGGCUUGCCGAAGAUACAAGAGUUCCCAUGGGUGUUCGAAUCCUCUUUUGUGCGGCACUGAACAAGGCCAGAGAAGUCCAUAAUUCAGGCAACGCGUCAUCAAUCCAGUGUCGAAUUGAGGCUACGAGACAGCAAGACAAUGGAAACAGUCCUGCAGAGACAUCUUCGGGGUCAACGCGAGCCAACAGCAGAUGGGCACUCUGGGCAUUUUGCCGACCUUUCUCGUAA